AUGAUUCCGUACUUCCAGCAUGGUGGCGUGCAAGUGCCGCUCGGGGAGCGCUUGCCGUCACUGCUCCCACCAUCAUCAUCCACGUCUUCUGUUGAUAUCCCUGCAUACCCUUCGAUAGACAUACCUACGUCUACGACCCCAAUCGCCGUACCAGACGCCGCGCUGGACGCUCCCUACAAACACGACUUACCUACUAUCGAUAUUUCCACAGACCAACCCUCGAAUGAACACACAUCCGGGCGUGUUCCCUCGUCUGUCGCUGACUCUGGUAGUUCGUCAAGCAAUUCAGACGAUCAGAUGAAGGGUAGGAAACCUGCAUUUGCUGCUGCUGGUACAUUCUUUGGUCUCUUUUCCUUUUCGCAGAUAUACCAGAAUGUGCUUUUUGACAAGAUAACUCCGUGGUCGGAGCGACUCGAAGAAAAGACAUGGGUUGCAUCGUCACAAUCAUGGAUAGACCGAAAAACAUGCGAUUGGUUUGGCGUAUGUGGAUUGGCACAUUUGAACAAGUCGCGGUGGACAAGCAAAGGCACGGAGCAAACACCGCUGGACGGUAAAGACGCAGGCAAGAUCGACUUGAGCAGCUUCAAGGAAGAUGCUCGGAUAUUGCCCGAUGACUACGACGAGGCGGAAGUGGUAGAAAUCCCGCAGUACAUCUUGGAUCAUGCACCAUUGAUCCAUCUCUACUCGGGUGAGAACUUCUGGCCAUGCGACAUGACCGACCACUUGAUCCACACCACGCCUCACCUCAACUACACACCACUCCAAGCCACCGAUAACCACCCGAACGUUAGAUCCAUGAACGAGCUGAACAGAUGGGGUCGAUUCGUGUACUUGCAGAGCGACGACAAUGUGGAGGACCGUCCGAAAUGGCUCGGUGGAAGCACCAACAUACCUGAAGUCCCGACUGACGGCGACGAGGGCGGCGACUGGGAAGACGAUGACCAAGAGGAUGAUCCCUCUGAAGGGGACAGAAACUACAAGAAGGAGGCGUGGUGGCAUGCGGGAGUCGGUGAUACCAAAGCCAGGGGAGGCAUUCGCCCAGACUUUACAUCGCCGGGACAGCUCGUACCGACCAGCACCCCGGAAGGUGACCAGCUUGUGGAGCCCGAAGAGGGGGUCUGGCGACCAGAACUCAUGAAAGACCGUCGCCGGUUCGAGGGGAAAAAGGUAGUAGGUGGCCGAAGUGAUGCGCCUGCAGUGCUCGUGGUAGUGCCCAAGGGUGACGGAGUAGUGGAUGCUUUCUGGUUCUUCUUCUACAGCUACAACCUUGGAAACACGGUUUUCAACGUACGCUUUGGAAACCACGUCGGCGAUUGGGAGCACACCACCGUGCGCUUCCACAACGGUGUCCCCAAGGCCGUGUUCUUCAGCGAGCAUGCGUUUGGUGAAGCGUACACAUGGGACGCCGUAGAGAAGAUGGGGAAGAGGCCGGUCGGAUUCUCAGCAACCGGCACCCAUGCCAUGUACGGCACAGCUGGUGUACAUCCCUACGUCCUUCCUGGCGGCAUUCUCCACGAUGUGACCGACCGCGGCCCGCUUUGGGAUCCUACCAUGAACAUGUACUCGUACACAUAUGACUACCAGCGCGACCACCUUGCGACAUCCAAUCUCACCCCCAGGGCUCCCAUUGGCUUCUUCUACUUUGCCGGCCACUGGGGCGACAAGUUCUACCCCCUCAGUGACCCAAGACAGUACCGCUUUCUUGGCCAGUACCACUACGUCAACGGGCCAUUGGGUCCGAGGUUCAAGAACCUGGGUCGCCAGCAGAUAUGUCAAGGGAAUGGAGACUGCCUACUGAAGGACACGCUUGAUGGCAAACGCCAGAGAAAGAUGAGGAGAUACCCUCGGGUUGGCGAGGGCGAGCAAAUGACUGAAGAUGAUGCGAGAAGGGUAUUUGGACCGGAGUACGAUUCUGCAUCUUAG
This is a messenger RNA of Ascochyta rabiei, 1923 nucleotides long. RefSeq names its product Vacuolar protein sorting-associated protein 62. The record is from RefSeq and is a predicted model, not a curated record. The transcript is spliced from 2 exons. Bases 1 to 1923 code for a protein of 640 amino acids. Lineage: Eukaryota; Fungi; Ascomycota; Dothideomycetes; Pleosporales; Didymellaceae.